AUGCUCGGCCCCACGGGGCUGUUUGUGGGGGCAACGCUCAGACCCGCUGUCGAUCCUCACAGUCAGCAGGAGAAACGACGUUGCUUUUCUCACCCCAAAGAUUUCCCCAAAGCCAGGAAGGGAACCCAGGCAUCCCAGCACCCGUUUCCCCCCCACGUCACCCCCUGGGCACCCAAUUGGAGGAGCAGAGCACCCCGGCUCCCAUCCCAGCUCCCUCCGCCAGGCUUCGCUGCCCUCCCUGCUGGGACGCAACGCAGGCGAGGCGGGAGCAGGCGCCCGCUGCCUCAACCUGCUGAGGCUCGUCCUCUUCCAGCAGGACUUUCUGGUUCCCGCAGUCCCGGCGGGGCCACGCUGGGCUGGGCUGAGCCGCAGCGAGCCCUGCCACGAGCCGAGCUGGGAGCCUGGCACCGCGGCAGGACCUUGGCCGCUCGCUGGGCGCCUGGCAGCGCGGCUGGACCUUGGCCGCUCGCUGGGCAUGGGCCCGCAAGGGUUUUCUGGCCGCAGCCGCCUGCGACCAGGCGCCUGCCGGGUGCCGAUGCUCCAGGGACGGAGGUGAGCAGCUCUGUCCUCGCCCGCCGGAGAGGGAUGGUGCUGGGACCCUCAAGGGGUGCAUCCCUGCCGCCCCCCGCCAUGCCCGCGGCUGCCCUCCGCCUGCUCUGCGGUGUGGUGAUGCCGGCCGCCAUGCUCUGCGCCGAGCCCCUGCCCCGCGUCGCCUUCCCCAGCGGGGACCCUCGACGGACCCUGACCCAUUUCAGCCAGGACAACGUCUCCCACUACGACAUCUUCCUCCUGCACGAGAGCGAGGAGGAGCUGUAUGUGGGGGCCCGUGACCGGGUGCUGGCCCUCACCGUCGGCACCCCGGGCAGCAUCCGUGCCAAAGCCUCGAUAACGUGGGGACCCACAGCUGAGAAAACCUCCGAGUGUGCUUUUAAGAAGAAGAGCCAGGAGACCGAGUGUUUCAACUUCAUCCGGGUCCUUGUGGCCCUGAACCAGACCCACCUCUACGUCUGCGGGACCUACGCCUUCAGCCCUGCGUGCACCUACAUCCACCUGGAGAACUUCACACUGAUGUCCAGCGGCAGAGGACAACCUUUCCUGGACGGGAAGGGCCAGUGCCCCUUUGAUCCCCAGCACACCUACACGGCCCUGCUGGUGGACGGCGAGCUCUACGCCGGCACCAUGAACAACUUCCAAGGCAACGAGCCCAUCAUCUCCCGCUCGCUGGGCAGCCGGACCCUGCUCAAGACGGACGCCUUCCUCCGCUGGCUUUCGGCCGACGCCGCCUUCGUGGCCUCCUUCAGCAUCCCUGGAGAUGACAAGGUCUACUUCUUCUUCGAGGAGACGGCCGAUGAGUUUGAUUUCUUCGAGCGGCUGCUGGUGCCGCGGGUGGCCCGCGUCUGCAAAAGCGAUGUCGGGGGGGACAAGGUGCUGCAGAAGAAGUGGACGACGUUCCUGAAAGCCCAGCUGGUGUGCUCGCAACCCGGCCACUUCCCCUUCAACGUCAUCCAUCACGCCUUCCUCCUGCCCCGCCGCGACGGCGGUGCCGACUUCUACGCCGUCUUCACCUCGCAGUGGCAGGCGGGCAGGGCGGGCAGCGCAGCCGUCUGUGCCUACAGCCAGGAGGCUCUGGAGGAGGUCUUCGAGGGCAAGUACAAGGAGCUGAACAAGGAGAGCUCUCGCUGGACCGUCUACAGCGGCCCCGACAUGAGUCCCCGGGCCGGCAGCUGCUACAUGGGUGCCUCCUCCGACAAAGCCCUCAGCUUCAUGAAGGACCAUUUCCUAAUGGACGGGAAGGUGUCACCCACCCAGGGGCGGCCACUGCUGGUGAAGACAGAUGUCACGUACACGCGCAUCGCGGUGGACGAGACUCAUGGCGUCUCGGGGACCACUUACCGCGUCAUGUUCCUGGCCACGGCGGAGGGUUUCCUGCACAAAGCGGUGGAGCUGCCCGCGGGUCCCCACAUCGUGGAGAGCAUCCAGCUCUUCGGGACGCCGGAGCCGGUGAAGAACCUACUGCUGGCCCCAGGGAAGGGCAUCCUCUAUGUGGGCUACUCCCGUGGCAUCCUCCAAGUCCCGUUGGCCAACUGCAGCCUGCACCGGAGCUGCGCCGAGUGCGUGCUGGCGCGGGACCCGUACUGCGCCUGGAACAGCUUCGAGGGCUCCUGCCAGCCCACCCGCACCACCGCCGCCGAGGACAUGAGCGCGUGGCUGCAGGACGUCGAGGCGGGGAGCCCAGCCACCAUGUGCCACCGCGGGAGGAGCACAGCCAUGCCCCGCGCCCGGGGGGGACAGGAGGAGCCCGCCGCAGAGAGGCUGAGCCCCCCGCUUAACGCCGUGGUCCGCCUGCCGUGCCCCCGCCGCUCCGCCCUGGCCACCUACAGCUGGCAGCAGCCCGGCAGCCGGGGGGGCCGGGGGGACACGGCGCUGCUGCCUGACCACACGCUGGUGGUCAUCAUGCAACGGGGGACUGCCGGCACCUACAAGUGCCAGGCCACUGAGAACGGCUACACCUGGACCGUGGCUCAUUACCAGCUACGGGACCCCAGUGGGGCAGCCCCCCAACCGGACGGGCUGGCCGAGGAGGGGUUGGCCUGGGGGUCCUCAGGCCUCAGCACCCCCCGGUCUUACUGGCCCCAGUUUGUCACCGUCACCGUGCUACUGGCUGUGACACUGGCCGCCGCCGCCUGCCUGGCCCUCCUCGCCUACCACGACCAGCUCAAAGCCAGGAGCAAAGUGCGGGGCUGCAGCGCGCCCCACAGCCCCUCGUCCCGGCACCGGGAGAAGGUACCCCUCAACGGGGGGACCGGAGAGCCCCCGGUACCCGGAGUCCCCACCGAGGAGGAGGAGGAAGGCUCCCGCGCUUGCUGCCUCCAGCUUGAUGGGGACAUCGAUGCUGAUAACAACAGGCUCCACGUCCCGGCGGGGAACACGGCAUGA
This is a messenger RNA of Gavia stellata (red-throated loon), 2937 nucleotides long. RefSeq names its product semaphorin 4A (gene SEMA4A). Gene Ontology annotation, molecular function: semaphorin receptor binding; chemorepellent activity. Gene Ontology annotation, biological process: neural crest cell migration; negative chemotaxis; axon guidance. The record is from RefSeq and is a predicted model, not a curated record. NCBI's taxonomy places the organism in Eukaryota, Metazoa, Chordata, Aves, Gaviiformes, Gaviidae.